Messenger RNA from Cyprinus carpio (common carp), 1863 nucleotides. RefSeq names its product guanine nucleotide-binding protein subunit alpha-11-like. Gene Ontology annotation, molecular function: guanyl nucleotide binding; G-protein beta/gamma-subunit complex binding; GTPase activity. NCBI's taxonomy places the organism in Eukaryota, Metazoa, Chordata, Actinopteri, Cypriniformes, Cyprinidae. The coding region runs from base 281 to 1198 and encodes 305 amino acids. The transcript has 7 exons. The record is from RefSeq and is a predicted model, not a curated record. Gene Ontology annotation, biological process: action potential; phospholipase C-activating dopamine receptor signaling pathway; adenylate cyclase-modulating G protein-coupled receptor signaling pathway. Gene Ontology annotation, cellular component: heterotrimeric G-protein complex.
UCUACUGACGAGAUGUGCAUUAAUUAUCGGCCGAUAUUUAUCGUGCACUCCUAAUUUUUUUACAUAAAGACAUAUUUUGUGGUUUCAUACAGACCGAGAAACAUUCAAACACACCCAGUGCUGAGCUUUUUGAAACAACAAUUCAGUUCAUUCACAAUUAGGUCAUCAAUUAUUCUUAUAUGGGAAAGAUAACAUUCCAGAUAACAAAUGACUAUUUUUACAGCAGUCUAAAGUUAUAUAAACCUCUAUUAGCACGGUAGAAAGUGGAAAGACAACGUUUAUGAAGCAGAUGAAAAUCAUUCAUGGAAGCGGAUACUCAGAAGAGGAGAGGCGUAGCUACACUGCACUAGUUUUUCAGAACGUAUUCCAAGCUAUGAGUGCAAUGAAAGAUGCCAUGAAGACCCUAAAGAUCCCCUACUCCAACCCACAGAACGAGAUUUAUGCCCAGUGGUUCCAGGAUCUGGAUAUACAUCAGAUAACGCAGCUGCAGAGUAAUUAUGUAGAGGCUAUUCGUCAUCUAUGGGCAGACGAAGGCUUCAUGGACUGCUACAAACACAAAAGAGUGUAUCAACUAGACUCCACUAAGUACUUUAUUGAUAACUUGGACCGCAUUGCAGCAGAAGACUACAUCCCUACCCAUCAAGAUGUUCUCCGUGUCCGAUAUCCCACCACUGGCAUAACAGAACAUUGCAUUAGUAUACAGAAGAUCAUUAUCAGGAUUGUAGAUGUUGGAGCUCAGAGAUCAAAUAGAAUGAAGUGGAUCCAUUACUUUGAUAAUGUGACGUCCGUCAUAUUUGUAGCUUCUCUCAGUGAGUACGACCAAGUUUUGGUGGAGGAUGGCAGGACGAACCGUAUGGAAGAGAGUUUGUCACUGUUCUACAAUACCAUCCAUUCACCAUGGUUUGCUAAUUCCUCCAUCAUCCUCUACCUGAACAAAAUGGACAUCCUAGCUGAGAAGAUUCAGUUCUCUGAUCUAAAAACAUACUUUCCUGAAUUUGAAGGCAACCGUGGGGACGUUCAUGAUGCCAUGCUGUUCAUCAGAAAUUUAUAUAUGCAAAAAAAUGUUUCCUAUGAGGAAAAGAAAAGCAUCUACUGUCACUUCAUUUGUGCCACGGACACCAUAGAAACCCGUAAACUCUUCAAUGACAUUAAAGACUUUGUCCUCAUCAAGGGCCUAAACGAGCAUAAAAUGCUCUGAGCCCAGACGCACCUUUAGUUUCAUUCACCAUCAGACUUUAUUGAUCUCAAUGCCAAUUCAUCUGCACUUGAAGACACAGCUAUUUUAUGAAGCCUUUAAAUUCUAUUUUAUAUAUAUUAAAAAAAUGUAUAGGUUAGUUGCUUUAGUUUGUUGCUGGUCACACAUUUUCUGUAAUAAUCCAAAAGCCAAAUAGAAAAAUCAUUGUUUUUUUUUUUUUUUUUUUGAGGGAACCAGCGAGAUCCUAAUUUCUGGGUUGGUCUACAAAAAAUUGUCCUGACAAUGAUGACCGCUGCAUCCGAAAGCUAAAAAUGUAUGUGGAGGAGGAAGGCAACAAGGCACAUUCAAAUUUAAAUAUUAUAUAUCUUGUAAAGUUUCAAUAAUGUAAAACACUAAAUUGAAUAUUCUCUUUAAAACAGUAUUUUGACAAUUUAGUUGAAUAAUAGAAUAACCAAUGACAAAAAAAAGAAUCGCAGGGAAAUACAUUUAUCCAAAAAGCACAUUUAUUAUUACAGCGAGUUGAACUGUUCAGGACAAACAAAAGAUAUCACCACAGCUAUCACCUAAAAAAAAAUAAAAAAAAAAUAAAUACAAAAUAAAAAGUUGUGGAUCAUCCAAUUAACAACAUACAGUAUUAAGAGUAUUUCAAAGGUAGGGACAUUCUAAAA